Messenger RNA from Plectropomus leopardus (leopard coralgrouper), 1800 nucleotides. RefSeq names its product MCL1 apoptosis regulator, BCL2 family member b (gene mcl1b). Gene Ontology annotation, cellular component: mitochondrial outer membrane. Gene Ontology annotation, molecular function: BH domain binding; channel activity. Lineage: Eukaryota; Metazoa; Chordata; Actinopteri; Perciformes; Serranidae. Gene Ontology annotation, biological process: extrinsic apoptotic signaling pathway in absence of ligand; intrinsic apoptotic signaling pathway in response to DNA damage; regulation of apoptotic process. The record is from RefSeq and is a predicted model, not a curated record.
GGCUUCACUUCCGCCCAGCAGCAGACGAACAUGGAGAAUAAUUGAGCGGUUAGAGACGAAGCUAGCUUAUUUUAUCACCCAGGCUAGCAGCGACUCUCUAUUAACCCUAUUUCUUUUUAUUUUUUAUUUCGGAAACAAGUGAUUUUCACGCGUAGGAUCCAAAAUGAACAUAAUUCAAAUGAAACGGGGCGCGCUGAACGUAACGACGGGAGUCAUGAGCUGUUGUAUUCUUCCUCAAAAUGGAGUCAUGGACGGAGCCAUCCACUAUGGCUCCUCCGGAGAUAACUCCCCGCAGAUCGCUGUGGGCUCCACCAAAGACUCUCAAAACGGGAAUUUGUCCUCAAACGAAACUUCGAAACGGCCCAAGAUCCUCGAGGUUAACUCGGCUAACGGCUACGCGACAAAAAACCACCGUAUGGACAGCGAGGACAUCGACGACUCUCUGCCGUGCACCCCGGAGCUGCAGUCCGACAGCGAGGCCGAUGUCUCCGGCUGCCCGGCGGGGGACGAAGUCCUCGAGACCGAGACGAGGCAACUCAUUUGCCGGUUUAUGAGAGACUUUACGGGACUUUCGAGACCUCGGUGGGGGGAUGGCAGAGCGCUAACGACAAUGAAAAGAGUUGUGGAGGACGUUUUGGAGAAACACAGAUACGCGUACAAUGGUAUGGUCAACAAAUUGUCACUUGACAACAGAGGUGAUGAUGCCAGUUUUGUCGGCGCAGUAGCCAAGAGCCUCUUUGCAGACGGAACAACCAACUGGGGUCGCGUGGCGAGCCUGGUGGCGUUUGGGGCGGUGGUGUGCCAGCACAUGAAGGAGAAAGGCCGUGAGAACUGUGUGGAGCUGGUUGGACAGGAAAUCUCCACGUACCUGCUGGCCGACCAGAGGGACUGGCUGGUUAAAAACAAUGGCUGGGAUGGUUUUGUGGAGUUCUUUCGAGUAGCAGACCCCGAGUCCACAGUGAGGAACACGCUCAUGGCCUUUGCUGGAUUUGCUGGUAUCGGGGCGACACUGGCCCUGUUGAUCAGGUGAAUUUUUGGACUCUCUGAGGCCUGUUUUUCACAUAGUGGAGGAUUCCUCUCAUGACAGCACGGUGAAGUUGGACUUUGAUGGACUUAACCUGGGUUUCCCUUUUUCCUUUUCUUUGGCUCUUCUUCCAUCCACUCCCAACUGCAAAUGAAUUCGACUUUUUUUCUGGACUUUAACUGACUGCAAGACAACCACAGCCAGGGGAUAUUUAAAUGACUAAUACAUUUUAUUUUUCUAAGAUGGUUCAAUAAAUUUUCUAAAGCGAUGAUGGGCAGUCAGUGGACCUGAUUGUACCUUAAUUUUCACCUGAUUAUGUUUACCUGUUUGUGCAUAGUUUUAUCAUAAUUCCCAGGCAUCAGAGGCGUUUUUGUUUAGUCCAAAGCAGGAAGGGAAAGCUGAGUUCGUCAUGUCAUGCAGUCAUGAAGCCAAUUUCCAUAGAGCCCAUUGAGAUCCCCUGGAUGCUUUGAAUGGUCACUUGACCCAUAUGAGGGGAGGAGGGGGGAUUUGCAUGAGUGUCGCUCCAUUUCCUUGUUAUGAAAAUGUUGAUCUGCACUUAGAGAAGCAACCAUACACACAGGACUGUUGGCUCAGCGGUAGCCUGGAAAGUUUGAUUGUGUUCAGUGAACAAGGACUGAAAGCUGGAUAGAAGGGGCUUGUGCUGGCCGAUUGCACCGAGACGUUCGAGGAAGGCAGACGACGAUUAGAUCAGAUCCAGCUGUAAGCUAACAAAUCUGUAUAGUUUAAAUGAUAAUAAAAAAAGAAACAAUAAUGCA